GAAUUAGAUUCAUUAGCGGAUUUGACGCAAAAUUUUGUUGGACUACAUAAUUUGUCAAAUGUACUUAAGUUUCUCCGCGAGAAACCCGAACAAAUUUCAGGAUUCUCAUCAGAUUCUUGGCCAUCUUGUAAAAUCAUUCACGAAACUUUCUGUAAAAAACUUCAAAAAGUUUACCCUGGAUUGUUAGAGAAACUUGAACCAAGUAAUGAUUCAUAUAAAGAUAACAAGUCAUCCAUAUGGGAACAAAUCAAAAAAUCUGAUGAUGCAGAAAAAGGAUUUACGUUUAAUUUUUCUAAUGACGAAUAA
Racocetra persica is the source of this 306-nucleotide messenger RNA. The record is from the annotation of a GenBank genome assembly. NCBI's taxonomy places the organism in Eukaryota, Fungi, Glomeromycota, Glomeromycetes, Diversisporales, Gigasporaceae.